GCAACAAACGGGAACGAGUGGCCAGGAACGCUGCACCUCAUUCCAAGUGCGUGGAUCGGUGCUCAGGUUGGUGAUCUCUGGACUGUCCAAUAUUCAGAGACGGUCAGUGUCCAGACUCCCGAAGAUGGCGAUUCUUUCAAUGGACAUGAGAGGAAGGUGGUUCUGGCAGAUGAUGGCUUUGGUGAAUGUGAUAUGCUCUCAACAACUCUGCCCCGAAUCCUGUCUCCAAUGUGACAAGUACUUGACAUGCCUGAGAUGCGUUGAUGGGUAUUACGGACAGCGGUGCAACUUGGCGUGUGACCCAGCAUGUAGAAACGGAAGAUGCAGUAUCGACGGGUCAUGUGAUGAUAACAUUGAAAAUGCUGAUCGGAAGAUGGGGCGUGUAAGAAGACAGACUCGAGCGAACUGCCACGACACAGCAUGCACGUGUUGUGUGUCCAACUACAGGGGCACAAACUGCCAGGUGCCCUGUCCCAACUGUAGAACAAGGUACGUGUCAGGAGUGUGCAACAACUACUGCGAGACUGGUUUCCAUGGUGAUACCUGUGAAAAUAUCUGUCCACAAAACUGUGCCCUGGGUAACGCAGGCAAACCUUUAUGUAAACAAGCCACGGGUGAAUGUUCCAACAAUUGUAAGAUUGGGUUUUUUGGGACAAUGUGCAACAAACCUUGUCCAUCUGGUUGUAAAAAUGACUUUUGCUUACCAGAAAGAGGCUCUUGUGAUGAAUGCAAUGAUAAACGCUAUGGUGAAAAAUGUGAAAAGGACUGUCAUACUUGUAAGGACAGUUGUUACAAAAAUGGGACCUGCGUGGGAGGAUGUAAAGAUGGUUACUACGGUAAACUGUGUAAUCUCAGAUGUGGAACACCUGAUUGUUCUAAAGGCAGCAUGUGUCAGCUGUAUAAAGUAGACCAACCUAACAUAUGCUUUACACCGUGUCGGUACGUCCCAGAAUCACAAAACGUCACCGAAGACUGUGUGGCUGUUCAACAGCCAGUCCAACAUAGUUCAAAUGCAGGAACGAUUGCUGGAAUUGGGGUUGGAAUUGGCAUCCCCGUCAUCGCCGGCAUCGUCGGCAUCGCCGUUCUGAUAUGUUUUCUGAGAAGAAGAAAUCUCUGCUGUUGGAGAGGUUCUAAUGUUGCCCAAAACGGGGACUCUCUUGCCAGUACCGAAAACAGUUGCAUUGUCAGAAUAGCACCAGAUGUAACUGGCACUGUCGGCAAAGCACCAGAUGAAACGACGUCUGAAGACAAAACGGUGGGAAACAAGAGUGACGACCAAGAUGUGCCUCUCCUUUCUGAAGGAGGUUCUAAUGUUGCAAAAGAGGACGACUCUACUGUCACUAGAGAAAAGAGUGGCACUGUCGGCAAAGCACCAGAUGAAACGACGUCUGAAGACAAAACGACGGGAAACAACAGUGACGACCAAGAGGAGCCUCUCCUUUCUGAAGGAGGUUCUAAUGUUGCAAAAGAGGACGACUCUACUGUCACUAGAGAAAAGAGUGGCACUGUCCCCACUUCACCAGGUGAAACGACGAUGGGAAGCAACAGUGAGGGCCCCAAGAAGCCUCCCCGUCUUAAAAAGACGUCUGAAAACAAAACGAUGGGAGGCAACACUGACGGUCCAAAGCAGAAUCUUGCAAGCAGCGGUGACGAAAAGGAUAACGACCAAGAACCAGACGGGAUACGUGAAGGAUUUGUUAGUGAAAUGAAGAUGAAAUUUGAGGAAAACAAAUAGAAGAUCCACCGGGACAAAACAACCGUUUGAUGUUGACGCAGAAAAUACUGAAAUAGUGAAACGGAUGACCUGCUGCUGCUAUUUCAAAUGCAGCAGAACAGCAAAUGAUAAUGCGUCUAAUGCGACGGUUUAAAAUAGACGGUAACCAUGGACCAAGACUCACCCGGAAACUUUAGUUGUAACAAUUGUUGAUUAAGUUUCAUCCUUUGAUGUAUUGAUUUCUUUCAUAGAUCGCAUGAUGCUUCACAUUAGUUUAUGAUUUAGUUUAAGUCGCUUAGAAAAAUAAGAAGACUGUGCUGGCGAUACGUAUCGUUUUGACUGAUAGUGAACGUUCUGAACGUUUUUUCAUAGUGAACGGUAUGGGGUCAGCGGAUAUCGAAAUACCCAGGGUACUCUAUUAUAACUUAGUGAGGAAACAUUUUUUAUUGAUCGUCUCUGCACAUUGUCUGAAGAUAACGUGAUCCUUAGCUGAAGUAAGUGGGUGACUUUAGUUUUGCGCCGCUUUUAGCAAUAUUCCAGCAGUAUCACGGCGGGAUCCAUCGAAUCCGGGUCUUCGGCGUGACGAGCGAACGCUUUAAUCACCAGGUUAACCCACCACCCUCUUAGAUGGAGUGGGUCAUACAAAACAUUAUAUUAUGUUCUCUUUUAUAUGUACAGUGAGAAAGCUUCCAAAGUAUGUUUGUGUUUAUAUACUGCGUGACAUAGUGUCUGGAUGAUAUGUAAUUCAUCUCAUGACGUAGUUUGACAUAUUCCGUCAUAUCAUCUGUUUUUUGCAAAUAAAAUUCAAUGUUGUGGGUU
This is a messenger RNA of Haliotis rubra (blacklip abalone), 2533 nucleotides long. Its product is annotated as scavenger receptor class F member 1-like. NCBI's taxonomy places the organism in Eukaryota, Metazoa, Mollusca, Gastropoda, Lepetellida, Haliotidae. The transcript is spliced from 20 exons. The coding region runs from base 125 to 1735 and encodes 536 amino acids. The record is from RefSeq and is a predicted model, not a curated record.